AUGGCUUCCAAGUCAAAUAUUGUCAUGACUUUUUUCCCGGCCCUUGCACGCGGCUCACCCACAGCUCGCCGCCCUUCGCUUGUCUCGAUUUCUAUGAGCAACAUGCCACCUGUCUCGACUAGCAAUGCUGCAGCCACAACUGAUUCGCGUUCUGGUAACGCCGAAUCGGUCUCGUCUGCGGGGAAGGGUUUGUACAGUGAGUAUUUCUGCGACGACAAUAUUUUCGAUGAACAUGGCGACUUCCGGUAUGGAGGCGAGAAGGCUUUGACGCUGAAGCUGCAGGUCUUGCAGCUCAUUGCUGACAAGUUCCCAGGUGUCGAGACCGAGCGAGAACCUACACUCGAGAUGAUUGGCCAGGGUUCAUUCAACGUUGUUGUUGGUGUCACUCUCCACCCCCCCAAGUCGCGCAAUGAUUGUAAUAUGAGCGUUGGCAACAAGCUGACGAAGCUUUUCACCCGUGAGCCGCUGCGGACCUUCGCACUACGGUUGCCUCUAGACAGCAGUGGAAAGUUGGAUGGUUCUACAGACAACAACGUCACUCGUGAUAUCGUCACACUGCAGGUCAUCAGCUCACAUCUUUCCAUUCCAGUGCCGCAGGUUAUCAAGUAUGACCCAAGGACAGACAACGCGGUAGGUAGGCCGUUCGCUUUGCAGACUCGUCUAGCAGGCGAAAGCCUCCAAACUCUUUGGGAGAGGCUGAACAUGCCGCAGAAGUUGUCAGCCAUGGAGCAGGUUACCAAGAUGACUGAGAAGAUUGCACGCUGCACGUCGCCAGUCGCUGGUUACAUUUCAGAGAGCAACCGAGAUCUUCGUAGCUCUGCCAUUCAUGUUGAUCAGUUCAACGUUCCGACAAAGGCAGAGGCUGAGCGGCGUCCGCAGUUUGCCCAACCUGUGACCCGGCCUGCGCCAAAGCAGACGCCACAUGAGUUUCUCAUUGAUCAAUGCAACCGCUGGAUUGCAUACGAGGCGACUUUUGCGCACGACCAUCAUAGCCGUGUUUUGUGGGGGAAGCUGAAGAAACUGAUUAACGCGCUCGAGGAACGUAAAUGGCUUGGAGAUCGGUUCCAUCUUGCCCACGGAGACCUGUUUCCCCGCAAUAUCCUUGCCGAGAUCACAGGUCCCUCUACUGUGAAGAUCACUGGCAUUGUGGACUGGGAUAUGGCUUCCUUCGCCCCGAAGUUUGUUGCUCUCCGCGCACCUUUUUGGGGUUGGAUGUAUGAUGAACAGAAUGAGGAUGGUGCCUAUGGCGAUUCAUAUCGAGAACCGGGUCAGCUGAUGAAGAAGGCGUUCCGCGCUGCCGCUUCGAAAGAAUACACCGAGUUUGGUCUUUCUGUGGAGUCAGCAGUGGGCCGCAAGCUUUUCACUGUCUUGCGAUACGGUCUGAUUCGUUAUGGUCAGCGUGAGUUGGCACUUCAGUUGCUGCAACAGUGGCACAUGCUCCACCCAAGCGACCACGUUCAGACAUUCCACCUCUACUAG
This is a messenger RNA of Pyrenophora tritici-repentis Pt-1C-BFP, 1479 nucleotides long. RefSeq names its product aminoglycoside phosphotransferase. The record is from RefSeq and is a predicted model, not a curated record. Lineage: Eukaryota; Fungi; Ascomycota; Dothideomycetes; Pleosporales; Pleosporaceae.